AUGUGUUUUGGGGGUACCAAGAUAGAUCAUAAUAAUUUGCAAUGUUUAAUAAGUAUCCCAAGUAACUCUGGACGUUCAGUUGCAGGACCAGCACUGCCUCCAGGCUACAAAAGCAGCUGUAGCUCAGAAGCUUCUGACAGUGAUGAUGACUCGGAAUCUUCUCCUCUACCCAGAGAUGCAAACAGAGAUUCUGAAGAGGAGACAGAAGGAGAUCCAGCACCCAAAAAGCCAAAAACAAUUCAGGAUGACGAUGAUGAUGGCUUUUUUGGGCCUGCUCUUCCUCCUGGAUUUAAAAAACAGGAUGAUUCUCCGGAGAGGCCCAUUAUAGGUCCUGCGUUACCACCUGGCUUUAGGAAACCUUCAGAGGACACCGGGAAUAGCAGAUGUUCCAUAGGACCAUCUGUUUCAUCAGAAUUCCAUACCCAGGUAACAGAUAGUAGUGAGGACGAAGACAAUCUUAUAGGGCCAAUGCCUGCAAAAGGACCAGUGGAGUCUGAUGUGACUAAAGACUUUGAACGCAGAGCUCAGAGAAUGAAGGAAAAACUUACUUCAGCAGACAGUGAUGAACCCAAACGAGUUACCAGGGAAUCAUGGAUGACAGAGCUUCCACCUGAAUUGAAAAGCUUUGGAUUUGGCCCAAGAACAUUCAAGAGAAGAGCUGAUGACAAAUCAGGCGAUAGAUCUAUUUGGACAGAUACUCCAGCUGACAGAGAGAGAAAAGCCAAGGAAAGAGAAGAGGCAAAAAAGUCAACCAGUAAGGAUAAUGAAGAAAUUGUAUUAUCUGGGAGAGACAAGAGACUGGUUGAGCAGGUGACUUCAUACAAUGAGUCAAAGAGGUCAGAAUCUCUCAUGGACAUACAUCAGAAAAAGCUAAAGAGCAAAGCUUCCGAAGAAAAGAACAAACCUCAAGAAAGAAGGCCAUUUGACCGAGACCAGGAUCUCAAAGUCAACCGAUUUGAUGAAGCACAAAAGAAAGCUCUCAUAAGAAAAUCCAGAGAUCUGAAUACUAAAUUUGAGCACAGUAAAGGCAAUAUGUUUUUAUAGCAUAAAAGCAUGAAGCUUUUUUGAAGUGAAGUCAAUUAAACUUUGAAUACUUAAUUUUUUUAAGUAUUUUUCUGUAAAUAUUUGUAUGCAAAAUAAAUAUCCUGAUGUUUAACUA
Molecule: messenger RNA, 1159 nt
Organism: Charadrius vociferus (killdeer)
Lineage: Eukaryota; Metazoa; Chordata; Aves; Charadriiformes; Charadriidae
Gene: GPALPP1
Product: GPALPP motifs containing 1
Exons: 7
Coding region: 1-1044 (347 amino acids)
Source: RefSeq, a predicted model, not a curated record